AGAUCAUUGCACAUGUAAUGAAAUAUGAUAAAUAGAGGGUAAGUGGUAGAGAUAGAGUUAUAAGAGAGAAUGGAAGAGAAAUACAAAUACCCAAGUCUGGAAAUAUCGGAGAAGACCCCAAAAUCCGGUGUUUGGUAUGUUAUAUUGAAUCGUCCAUCACGACGGAACGCUCUCUCCCAUGAUUUCUUCAUCCACUUCCCCAAGGCCCUCUGUGCCCUCGAUCACGACCCCGACGUUAAGGUCAUCGUCUUAUCGGCCGCUGGCAACCACUUCUGCUCCGGCAUCGACCUCUCCAUUUUGGGAUCAACCGCAUCCAAUUCGGGUUCCGGCGAGGCCCUCCGCCGACAGAUCAUGGCGAUGCAAGAUGCCGUCACUGCCCUUGAACGGUGCCGGAAGCCUGUGAUUGCGAGUAUCCACGGAGCGUGCAUCGGUGGUGGAAUUGACAUCGUCACUGCGUGUGACAUCAGGAUGUGCACGAAGGAGGCGUUUUUUUCGGUUAAAGAAGUGGAUUUGGCCCUGGCGGCUGAUCUGGGAACUCUUCAGAGGCUACCCCUUAUUGUGGGGUUCGGCAACGCCAUGGAACUGGCUUUGACCGGUCGCACCUUCACCGGUGAGGAGGCUAAGGAAUUAGGUCUCGUUUCUCGCGUUUUCGACUCCAAACAUCACCUCGAUCAGGCCGUCAUGGAUCUCGCUCAAGCAAUUGCCAUCAAGUCUCCCCUUGCUGUUGUUGGGACAAAAAUGGUGCUGCUUAAAAGUAGGGACUUAACCGUGGAUCAGGGGUUGGAUUAUGUGGCAACCUUGAAUUCUGCCAGAUUGUUAUCCUCUGACUUAACUGAAGCAGUGACGGCACAGAAACAGAAACGCAAGCCAGUAUUUUCCAAGCUCUAAUCAUGGUAUGAUGCAUUUGGAUUUGAACACCACUUAUCAUAUUUAUACUACUCAACUCAUCCAUAUUGCCGCUUACACUAUACCCUGUCCAUUCUCUGUCAUAUUGCUCGCAUUCUUCAUAUAUAUUUGGUUUCAAAUUCUCUUAUGAGUACAUGAAAAAUGUAUUACCACAUCAUCUCAUUUCUGUGUCUCCAUAGGACUGCAAUUAACCUCAAAUUAAUUCACUUUAUACUCUUUGUGGGACUUAACAAUUACAUGCCUCCCCUUAUAAUGAAACACAAACAGCUAAUUUAACCAAAGAAAACUUAUUUGCCUGCCUUUGAAGUUGUGACAGCCUAAAAGGUUUGUCUUCUUCCCUUAACCGAGUGUGAAAAAAGUUUAUCUAUUUUAAUUAACUUUUUUAUUUGA
This is a messenger RNA of Vigna umbellata (rice bean), 1296 nucleotides long. RefSeq names its product delta(3,5)-Delta(2,4)-dienoyl-CoA isomerase, peroxisomal. The record is from RefSeq and is a predicted model, not a curated record. Gene Ontology annotation, cellular component: peroxisome. Gene Ontology annotation, molecular function: delta(3,5)-delta(2,4)-dienoyl-CoA isomerase activity. Lineage: Eukaryota; Viridiplantae; Streptophyta; Magnoliopsida; Fabales; Fabaceae.